Messenger RNA from Zingiber officinale, 1584 nucleotides. Its product is annotated as 7-deoxyloganetin glucosyltransferase-like. The transcript is spliced from 2 exons. The coding region runs from base 65 to 1474 and encodes 469 amino acids. The record is from RefSeq and is a predicted model, not a curated record. Lineage: Eukaryota; Viridiplantae; Streptophyta; Magnoliopsida; Zingiberales; Zingiberaceae. Gene Ontology annotation, molecular function: UDP-glycosyltransferase activity.
CAUCCUUCUCCAUCAGACACCGAGGCACAAGAGCAAAAACAAGUUGGAAAAAAAUCCCAUCGAAAUGAGUUCGAUUCCGAGCGAGAAGAAGCCUCCUCACGCUGUGUGCGUGCCCUUCCCGGCGCAAGGCCACAUCACCCCCAUGCUCAAGCUCGCCAAGCUCCUCCACUCGCACGGCUUCCACAUUUCUUUCGUCAACACCCACUACAACCACCGCCGCCUCCUCCGCUCCGGCGCCGUCUCCUCCCACGCCCUCCCCACCUUCCGCUUCCUCUCCAUCCCCGACGGCCUCCCGCCCUCCGGCGACGACGCCACGCAGUCCAUCCCCGCGCUCUGCAGCUCGCUCCCCCGCGCCGCCGCGGAGCCCUUCCGUGACCUCCUCAAGGCGCUGCCGGCGACCUGCGUCGUGUCCGACGGCGCGCUGACCUUCACGCUCGAAGCUGCCGAGGAGGUCGGCGUGCCGGCGGUGCUGUUUUGGACCACCAGCGCCUGCGGGUUCAUGGGGUACCUCCAUUACGAGCAGCUGCGCGAGCGAGGCCUCACGCCGUUUAAGGAUGAAAAGGAUCUCACAAAUGGGUACCUGGAUACCCCUGUCGAUUGGAUUCCGGGCAUGACGAAGACGAUGCGACUCAGGGACUUCCCCACCUUCAUCCGCACCACCGACCCCAACGACGUCAUGCUCAACUACUGCAUCCGAGAGGCCCGGCGCGCCGCCCUCUCCGCCGCCGUCGUCCUCAACACCUUCGACGACCUCGAGCGCCCCGUCCUCGACGGCAUAGCAACCGUCCUCCCACGGCCAGUCUACACCAUCGGCCCCCUCCUCUCCUCCCCCGGCGGCGGGGCUCUCUCCUCCCUCCGCUCCAACCUGUGGAAGGAGGAUCCCGGCUGCCUGGAGUGGCUCCGCGGCAAGCGCCCCAGCUCCGUCGUGUACGUCAACUUCGGCAGCAUCACGGUGAUGACAAGGGAACAGCUGGUGGAGUUCGCGUGGGGGCUGGCCGACUGCGGGUACGAGUUCCUGUGGGUGGUACGGCCGGACUUGGUGACGGGGAACUCGGCGGUGCUUCCACCGGAGUUCGUAAAAGAGACCGAGAACAGAGGGCUGCUGGCGAGCUGGUGCCCGCAGGAGGCAGUACUGGGACACGAGGCCAUCGGGGGGUUCCUAACACACAGCGGGUGGAAUUCCACGAUAGAGAGUAUCACCGCCGGCGUGGCGAUGCUGUCGUGGCCGUUCUUCGCGGAGCAGCAAACCAACUGCCGGUACGCAUGCGAAGAGUGGGGGAACGCCAUGGAGAUCGACAACGACGUAAAAAGGACGGAGGUGGCGGACUUGAUAAGGACGUUGAUGGGAGGAGAGAAAGGAAGAGAUAUGAAGAGAAUGGCGGCAGAGUGGAAGGAGAAGGCGGCGAGGGCCACAGGACCCGGUGGAUCGUCGGAGGUGAACCUCCAAAGGCUUAUUGAAGAGGUGCUACUUUAAUCAAAUAUAUUGCAAAAUAUACAUUGUUAUUGGGGAUAUCAAGUAUCAUUUUACAAAUUAUAUAUGGUUUUAUCCUUUAUAUAAAAAAUGGGAUGUAUAUUUUAUCUUUA